Molecule: messenger RNA, 1145 nt
Organism: Schistocerca piceifrons (Central American locust)
Lineage: Eukaryota; Metazoa; Arthropoda; Insecta; Orthoptera; Acrididae
Product: elongation of very long chain fatty acids protein 4-like
Exons: 7
Coding region: 102-914 (270 amino acids)
Biological process (GO): fatty acid elongation, monounsaturated fatty acid; sphingolipid biosynthetic process; fatty acid elongation, polyunsaturated fatty acid
Cellular component (GO): endoplasmic reticulum membrane
Molecular function (GO): fatty acid elongase activity
Source: RefSeq, a predicted model, not a curated record
GGACGCGAGCCACCACACCACGACUGGCUACGCCGGAGGACACUUCUCCGCCAACGACUCCCUGCUAGUAGCGACGCGGCAACGGACGACAGCUCUGCAAGAUGUCGACUGGCCUGGUGCAGAAUAUGACUGGCACCUACCAAUAUUUCUUCGACGAAAUGGCUGACCCGCGGGUGUCGGACUGGUGGAUGAUGGACAGGCCGUGGCCCCUGCUGGCGCUGCUCAGUUGCUACCUGUACUUCAGCGUGGUCUGGGGGCCGCGCUACAUGAGCUCGCGAAAGCCCUUCGACCUGAAGCCCGUGAUUGUCGCCUACAACUGUUUCCAAAUCGUCGCAUCGUUCCUAAUUUUCAUUUCGCUCGUGUUACUCAGCUGGCGAAGGAAGAUAACACUUGGAUGCGAAGUAAUUGACUACUCAAACCAUCCAGAUUCUGUAAAGCUCGUGUCGGUGUUCUGGUAUGGAAUGAUCGUACGCAUGGCUGACCUCACAGAGACGGCUAUUUUCGUGCUGCGCAAGAAAUUCUUGCAAGCUUCCUUCCUACACCUGUACCACCAUACGACAUCACUGCUGCUCAGCUGGUCCGUAGCUAAGUACACGGCAGGUGGGGUGUGUGUAUUCCCACUGAUGGUCAACUCGCUGGUGCACACCGUCAUGUACACAUACUACCUGCUGUCUGCUAUCGGUGCCCUCACAGCCACACAGACUGUACUGCACUGGAAGAGGCGCCUCACGACGUUGCAGAUGGUGCAGUUCGUCAUCCUCAUAAUCCACUCGAUGAAUAUGAUUCAUCCUGACUGUCCAGUGCCUCGAGUGCUCUUUUACCUUCAUUUUCCGAACCUCGUUAUGAAUUUCUAUCUCUUCUACGGGUUCUACCAACGAGCGUACAAUCCUGCAACAAAGUGUGCUAAAGACUGAAAAUGGCGUUUUAUUAUCACCAGCUUAUAAGUUUUAAGAGACUAGUAUACAAGUUUUCAGUUACUGGGCAACGGACCUCAUGGACAACGUGCUACUAAUUUUUAGAACUCGCCACAGAAUAGGCCGCCUGGUCUGUAAGUGUUAUUGCUCUCGUCUGACAUUUCAACAAUAUGAAUCGUUGCCGAACAAGGUCAGAAUUGAUGCGUGUGAAUUCUCGCACUCAACUUUUGU